GAAGAGCAUAUCUUGAAUUUAAAGGAAAUGUCGUCUGAAAGGAGAAGUCAGUAAACACUGGGUUUCAUUUUACUGAAACAGAUAGGGCCCCGGACAAGGAGAAGGCUCUCUGUAGUCAGCUGGCCGUCAGAUCUCAGGUGCAGGGCUUCCUGAUAACAUUUUGACAUAUUGAGGGUAGGUGAUUGUUUUUUAAUGCACAGGUAGGGUUACAGUCCAGACCCUCAGACAUUCUGAUAAAGAGCUGAUUAGAAAACACGAAACAUCGGACCAUCUUGCCUCUGUUUUUGGUGAGGAUAGCAUUACUGCACUUUGGCCUGGCUUUUGAAGGCUAAGGUAUGACUGCCAUCUGGGAGCUGAGCACUUUGACAAAGGAAAAAAGGCCGUGUCCGCUACAGGGCUUACGUUUCAGGGCGAGGUCCUGGCUUUCCAUUCAGGAGGGCUUUAGUUUUCUGAUGUCAGUGCUGUCCACACUGUGAGCCUUGAAGAGACAGUCUGCCCGGUCCAAGGCGCUUGCUUCCACGACACAGGUGUGUGUCACUUUUAUGCGCCGUGUGGAAAGAUGGUCGGGAUUUGGGAUGGAAAGAGCAAUUUUCAUUAGAAAUCGUUUCCUUAGUAAACUUUGAAGAUCCUUUUGGCCUGAUGCUGGCUUUUGACUGUUGCUUCCUUGGUUCAUUGUGACCUUUUAGUUACUACAACAAGAUAUGUAUUUUAAGGCCUGGCACAAAAUGACCUGUGUGGUUAUUUUUAGCAGUAUGGUCCAAAUGAUCCAAAUUGUUGUAGAAGUUUUGGAAUCAAGUUGCUUGACUUAUUUAUUCCCAGAUUUAAUUAAUACGUAGCAAAUACAAAUCUUAUAUUUGAACAUCUGUUGUACUUUUUUUUAAAGUACAAGUGGUAAAACUCCCUUUCAGUAUUCAUGAAUUAAGUGUUCCUGCUUUUCAAAUUCAAACUGAUUGUUCUUCUAGAACUUUUCUUCUUUCUAACCCAUUACUAUGCAGUUAGUGCUCUAAAAUCUUUGAUCUUAUUAUGUCAUUUCCAUGGAUAUAGCAUUCUAAUACCCAGUGCUGUUGCUGGGUCAUCUUAGCCUGAUCCUAUGGUGUAUACACUCAGCCUGCCUACCCAUGCCCUGCUCCCACCUCCCUGCCACCUGCGUUCCAAACUCUACACCACUGUUGAGUGACUGUUCAUUAAAUUCUUAAAUACAACCCCAUCCAUGUCUUUGCAGAUGUCAUUUCUUUAGGAGCAUUCUCCCCAGUUAGGGCUCGAGGCCUACCUCAUGUUCUGCCUCUGUGACAACUUCUUCUAAGCUGGCGUAUUUAUUUAGCUUCUGUUGUAAUGUUUUUCAUUUUAGUACCAAUACCACAGCUUAAAAUAAUGUUAUUGAUGUUAAUGUGUCGUGUCUUUUGAUGGAGUUUGUCCUCCUUUGUUGCUGUGGAUUCGUUCUGAGAGGAGCAGCGUGGUGGAGGCAAGAGGCCCGGAGUCACCACCACACAGACCCCGGGAGUCUGGUGAAAGCAGGCCAGAGGCAAGCAAUCCGCAGACUCGUUUAUUUCAGUAGGUACAGCCGCUUAAAUAGCCAAGGCAGCCAAUCCGGUGAAGGGGCUGUUUAUGCUCUAACCAAUCACAGCCUGUAGCCAGGCAGUAUCCGAAGCCAUCCAGUCACAGCUUGUUGCCAGGCAGGCUCCAUUGCCAGGUGGUUUCCCAGGGGGUUUUGAAGCCACUCCUGAGUAACUGACGCUUGCUUGCCAGUGGCCAUCUUGGCAUGGCUUUCUCAUUCCAACACACUCCUUGAGUGUGGAAAUUCCAUUUUGUUCACUUCCUAUCAGUUAGAGUGCUUGACUUAUGAAAGGGCCUGCAGAGUCAUUUUUUCUGAAGGUUGCAAGGAGUAGGCAUUUAGCCUAGAGGUUAAGAUGACUGAGUCCCUCAUCAAGUCCUGACUCCAGCUUCCUGCUAAUGCAGACCUGGCAGGUCCAAAGGACGAUAGCUAAGCAGAUUCAGAUGGUGAAGCAGAUUGGAAAAGGUCGCUAUGGGGAAGUUUGGAUGGGCAAGUGGCGUGGCGAAAAGGUGGCCGUGAAAGUGUUCUUCACCACGGAGGAAGCCAGCUGGUUCAGAGAGACCGAAAUCUACCAGACAGUGUUGAUGAGGCACGAAAACAUUUUGGGGUUUAUUGCUGCAGACAUCAAGGGAACAGGGUCCUGGACCCAGUUGUACCUAAUCACAGACUACCAUGAAAAUGGUUCCCUUUAUGAUUACUUGAAGUCCACCACUCUAGACACAAAGUCGAUGCUGAAGCUAGCCUACUCUUCUGUCAGUGGCUUAUGCCACUUACACACCGAAAUCUUCAGUACGCAAGGCAAACCAGCAAUUGCCCACCGAGAUCUGAAAAGUAAGAACAUCCUGGUGAAGAAAAAUGGAACUUGCUGUAUAGCUGACCUGGGCCUGGCUGUUAAAUUUAUUAGUGAUACCAAUGAAGUUGACAUACCACCCAACACUCGAGUUGGCACAAAGCGCUAUAUGCCUCCCGAAGUGUUGGAUGAAAGCUUGAACAGAAAUCACUUUCAGUCUUACAUCAUGGCUGACAUGUACAGUUUUGGACUCAUCCUUUGGGAGAUUGCUAGGAGAUGUGUAUCGGGAGGUAUUGUGGAAGAGUACCAGCUUCCCUAUCAUGACCUAGUGCCCAGUGACCCCUCCUAUGAGGACAUGAGAGAGAUUGUAUGCAUCAAGAAGUUACGUCCCUCAUUCCCCAACCGGUGGAGUAGUGAUGAGUGUCUAAGGCAGAUGGGGAAGCUCAUGACGGAAUGCUGGGCUCACAAUCCUGCAUCCAGGCUGACGGCUCUGCGCGUUAAGAAAACCCUUGCCAAGAUGUCGGAGUCCCAGGACAUUAAACUCUGACACGUGGGAGAGGAGGUGUCUCUGCAGGAAGCCACCAGGUGCUCUUGUGUUCGUGGGCAGAGCAGACGUGAGAGCAGCACCCCUAAUGGAAGCCUUGACCCAGCGAGUGCGGCCCUCACCUCUCGGGGAGCAACCUGGACAAAGACAGAGAAGUGCCCGCUGCACAGCUUCAGUCCCCUGCCUGUCAGAGGGAGAAAGCCACGUGGGUAACGUGUUUGAGAUGUGAUGCAUGUUGCUUUCUAAGAAAGCCCUGUAUUUUGGGAUGGCCUUCUUGUUAUUGUUUUCAUUUUUUUUAAGAUGCUUUAAUUUUGCCAAAAUAACCUAGAUGUUUUAAGAUUUAUACUAUUACAGUUUAGAUAUGUCAACAAAAGUUCUUCCCAGAAACUCUGUGCUGGAAGGUACAUUGAGAUAUGUGUUUUUCACGUUGGUAAAAUAUCAUGGCACUCUGCAAGCCAGAAGACCAUCUGCGACGCUGGAGAACAGAGAACAGAGCUCAUCCUGACCCCAGAACCUGGCCGCUUCGGCCUCCCAGACCACUGCGGCCCGCCCUGCCGUUGGGGCUGCGGUGGUAAUGUGAACGCACCUGCAGACAGCCGCCACCGUCAGGGAGCGCACUCGGGACUUGCUGCAGGUGGCCUUUUGCAGCUUCAGGCGAUUCAGAACAAACGAAGGUUUCGUGGGACUCUAACAGCAGUACGUGUUGAUGGUGUUCUUCAGAACCACCGUGUGUUUCUGAGGCUGUCAGGCAUUCCUUUCGUGGUGUAAAAUCCUUUCCUUUUCAGAAAAAACACAAACAAGCUUUUUUAUUAUUAUUUUUAAGUGUAGAAAAUUGACCUGUGCAUGCUUUUGAUCUUUCAAGUCCAAAGAUCAAUACUAAGUAAGCAAUGCCAUGAGUCGUGCUAAAGACAAGGUGCUUUACGAUAGAGAUCAUUGUCUGUUGUGUGAAGCAGGACACGUGAGUGAGGUGGGGAGGAUGGAGGAGCGGACUGACGGCUGUGUCCUACAGAUGCCAAGGAGGCAGUCUCAGAAGCACAAGGCAAAAAGUAUGCACACAGUAUUUUACAUUAGUGGUUUCUGUUGGUUAUUAUCUCUCUGUGUGUGUGCGUGUGCGUGUGUGUGUGUGUGUGUAUCUGAGUUAAAAGAAUAAAGAGGAAGCAUCGGUCAGGUUAAUUUAACUAAAUUUUAACUUAAAAAAUAGAUAAAUAUAACCUCCAGAUGGGACAGCAGAGGGGAGUGGAGGCCACAAGAUAUCGCUGCUGUGUUUUUUUUUCUUAUGUAGAUAGGGAUCGUCUCCGUACAUGUUACGUGAUCAUUUCACACCUUACGAAUGCUGACUCAUUUUAUUUUAUUUUCAUGAUGUUAAGUUCACUAUUUAAUUUAUUAUUUUUCCUUCUCUGUGGCACUUGUCAAAACAUCUCUUCUGCUAUUCAGUUCUAAGGCGUUUUCACUUUUAAGCAUCAUAUUAGAAAUUGUCGACAGGGCCGAUAGUCUCUAGCAAGAGGAAUAUAAUAAUGUUAAAUAUUGUAUAUGUCUCUCUCAGCUCCAUUCAUUUACAUUUCUUUAUUGAGGUUUGCUUUUACUUGUUAGACAUUCUUUAGUGGUUAGUAAAGAAUGUGUUAAGUACCUCCCUUUUGGCCUAUAAAAACAGAUGUUCCUUCCAGAAUACUCCAGGGGGCAGUGUUUUAUAACACAUUUUCCCCGCUGGGUGACUGAAAGAUGGAGACUUUUAAAACAUUUGACAGGUGCAUGAGAAAUGAGGAAACAUUUUCCUCACUUGUGAAGUGGCUUGCAGCUGGUGACUUGAUCAUCCAGAAAACAUCCUAGGGCGCUGAGUGCUUCCAGUUUGGGAGAAUCCUAGGAGAAGCACACAUCCUACAUUCUGCACUCACUUCCCAAGGCAUCUCACCCACAGUUUCUUUGUAACCAAGAAUUUAUUACUCCUUUAAUUUGACAAGAAAUUUCCUGCUUUUUCUUUUUUCUUUAGGAGUAAAAACAGUUGCUUCCAAAUACUGUGUUAAUCAGAGUGCUGCUUUCAUGGAUAUUAAAAUAACCUCGAUGCACAAUGUAAAGAUUCCUUUCUCGUGUCUGAUUAUAUUCUUUGUGAUAACUUAGAAGGAAUGUGUGGUUAAGGUGGGUGUGAUAAUCAUCUGAGCCCUGCAGACAAUCUGCCUGUGUGUAAUCAGAUCAUCUUUAAUCAAAGGAGUAAACAUGGAUGCAGUUAACCGGUAUGCAUUCGUGUUUCUUGGGAUCACCCUAAAUUUGAGAUUGGAAUUAGCCUCUUAGUCAGAAAUCAUGCUUUCUUUCUGGUAAGUUCUUGAACAUGGGAUAGCCUAGAAUAUUUUAUGGGAAGGGUGAUGAUUUCUAGGGAAGUGUUUAUUCCAGUGAAGAAUGGGAGAAAUUAAAAUAGUGUCCAGAUUGCUUCUAGAUUAUCCAUUUGGUUGCUUUGGGAAAAAUCUCUAGCUUACUCUCUAUUCCCCAGCCUGAUUUACUCACUAUGAACAUUUUGAAGUUUAUUUCUGAGAUACUUAAAAAGACCCACUUAAUUAUUUUUAAUGAGAAAGGGAUUUAUUUAUGAAAAUAUUUUUCUCUUUAUCAUACCAAAAUCCACUUAGGUAAUACUAAAUUGUUCUUGAAGGCUACCUACUCACCUCCCAAUAAUCCUGAAUGUUUUUUGAAUUCCUAGGGGUUCAGAAUUGAGUUUUGUUUUAUUGUUUGGUCUUUGAUUCAGAUAAGUGAGAACCUGGAGACUAGUAGUAUAUAGUUGAUUGCAUAGUUUCAAGAUUAUUUCAAAGACUAAGCUUUUUUUCUCCUAACUCCUCCCUGUCAGAGUAAUCUUAAAUUAUUAGAUGUUAGAGAAGUUUUGUAUGCUAAGAUUUCAGGUUUAUAGUUUAUGCGUGUAUAUAUUAUAUAAAUAUAUGUAUAUGUAAAUAUUACGUUCAGUGUGGAGUCUGGUGCAACUCCAUUAUGUGGAUUAGAGAGUAAACUAUUAUGGAUGAUAAAGUACUAAAUGAAACCUAAUAUUUAUUUAUGAAAGUGUGUAGGUCGUUCAAUCACAAGUGAAGUGGGAUGAACAUUGAGUGUGAGGAGACAGGCCUCUGACCUCCUGGAAAGCACCGCGCUAAGUUCCCAGUGACCAUUCUUUUUUAUUCCUCAAGCAGAGAGCUUCUCAGAAAACAUGCUGAGAUUUUAUUUACAGGGAAUCCUUUGACACAUUUCAAUUGAUGUGAAGUCAAGUAUAGCAAGUACUCAAUAAUGACUGAAUUUCAUGUUGCUCGGGUCAUGCAUAUUCAUUAGAAGUUUUAUGUUGUUGGUCUCUUUUGCCUCUUCUUUGUGGGUGCAAAGGCACUGAGAAAAGGACUUUUUUUUUUUUUAACUUGAACGUGUUGCGUCGUUGUAUCUCCUUAGAAAAUGCAGUCCCCUAGCAGUGGAAAUGAAAGAAGUUAGCAUCAGAGGUGAUUUAAUUUAGCAAUUAUGACUGCUCUUGUAAAACAGAAACAAAAAAAAAAUGCCAUAUUUUUUUGGAGAAAAGUUGGCAAUUUAUAGGGGUUUUGUUGUCUGUUUCAAAAGAAGACUCAUUUGUAUUCCUUGGGGAACCAGUGCCUUAUGGAAUCUGUAUAUACUGUAAUUAUUCAGGACUAGGGAACAAACGAUUGUAUUGUAUUUGUUACAGAUUGUAUAUGGCUUUGUUUUAACAUUCCCCUAAAUAAAAUAGUUUCAUUCUCCCCUUGGAAA
Molecule: messenger RNA, 6621 nt
Organism: Oryctolagus cuniculus (rabbit)
Lineage: Eukaryota; Metazoa; Chordata; Mammalia; Lagomorpha; Leporidae
Source: RefSeq, a predicted model, not a curated record